CUGUUGCCAGGCCUCAACCAGGUGCUGCUGUCCAUGAAGAAGGGCGAGACGGCCCUGGCCCUGGUCAGCCCCGACUACGCCUUUGGCAAGAUGGGCUGCGGCCCGCGCAUCCCGGGAGACAUGGAAGCCCUGUUCGAGGUCACCGUGGUUUCGUUCACCGACUCGACUGACGCUGACGAGUUCGAUGAUCUGACCGAGGAGGAGCAGAAGAGGUCCUCCUUUCAGAUGCGGAUCAAGGCCAUUCGUUGCCACCAUGUGAAGGGCAACGAGCUCUACUCGCGCCGAGAGUACCACAAGGCUGCCCGCAGCUACAAGGACGCCACCCGCGUAUUUCUCUCGAACAUGUCCUUCAAGAACGAGGAGGAGCACCAAGAGGCCAAGCACAUCAUCUUCAAGGUGAUGUCCAACCGGACGCAAGCCCUCCUCCAGCUGGCCCGGUGGAAGGAGGCUGCCCUGCAGGGUCGCCAGGCGCUGCACUACGAGGACUGCGCCGACCCGGACAUGCGGCAGAAGCUCUACACGCGGCUGGCCAAGGCGAUGAUCUACGUGCCCGAGUACGAGGAGGCGUCGCGCCUGCUGAAGCGGGCCGAGCGGCUGCGGCCGCGCAGCCGUGACGUCAUCGCCCUCUCCGAGCUGCUGGCCGCGCGGCAGAAGACCGACAAACUGCAAGAGGUGGAGUUCGCCAAACGUGCAUUUCAAUCCCACAAGCAGGUCGACACCGCGGAAGCAGCGCUCAACGCCGACAGCGAAUCAAAAACGGAGCAGCCGGAGCCGGAGCCGAAGCCGGAGCCGACUACAAUCCGCGUGUCGGACGAGUUCAAGCACGACAUCGAGCGCACGCUGCGCCAGUUCCUGGCGGACCCGUGCCGGCGCGAGCUGGCGCUGCCGCUGCACCAGUCGGAGGACGGCCACCACAAGCUGGCGCACAUCUGCGUCCGCUGCCGCCAGCUGGGCCUGCGCUUCGUCGCCGACAGCGGCUGCGGCCGGCCGCGUGUCGUCAAAGACUAGCCGCGGCGGAGCUGAAA
This is a messenger RNA of Pollicipes pollicipes, 1025 nucleotides long. Its product is annotated as inactive peptidyl-prolyl cis-trans isomerase FKBP6. Gene Ontology annotation, cellular component: cytoplasm. The record is from RefSeq and is a predicted model, not a curated record. Gene Ontology annotation, biological process: spermatogenesis; piRNA processing. Lineage: Eukaryota; Metazoa; Arthropoda; Thecostraca; Pollicipedomorpha; Pollicipedidae. Gene Ontology annotation, molecular function: peptidyl-prolyl cis-trans isomerase activity; Hsp90 protein binding.